GGAGGCCGCGGCGGUCGAGCGCCGGGAGGGAGGGGAGAGCGGGUCACGACGCUGUUGGGGCGGGGAUAACCCCUCACGUGGAGCAGAUGAAAGGGCCGCGGCGCGACGGCCGGGGGAGCGGAGCCGAGCCUGCGACCCACAAAGCCGCUGCUGCCGCCGCCGCCGCCGCCGCCGCCGCGAUGGGGCUGUGAGGCGUCCGCCCGCACUCGGUCCUCCGCCGGCCCGCGACUAUGCCCGGCCGCGCCCGCCCUCCGCGCCCUCCUGCCGCAGGACCAUGAGGCCACGCUCGGGCGGGCGCCCAGGGGCCCCGGGCCGCCGUCGCCGCCGCCGCCCCCGCGGCCCCCGCAGCCCCUGCAGCCCCUGCAGCCACCGCCUGCCGCCGCCUCCGCCGCUGCCGCUGCUGCUCGGGCUGCUGCUGGCGGCCGCGGGGCCCGGCGCGGCGCGGGCCAAGGAGACGGCGUUCGUGGAGGUGGUGCUGUUCGAGUCGAGCCCGAGCGGAGACUACACCACCUACACCACCGGCCUCACGGGCCGCUUCUCGCGGGCCGGAGCCACGCUCAGCGCGGAGGGCGAGAUCGUGCAGAUGCACCCACUGGGCCUGUGUAAUAACAAUGACGAAGAGGACUUGUAUGAGUAUGGCUGGGUAGGAGUGGUGAAGCUGGAACAGCCAGAAUUGGACCCCAAACCAUGCCUCACUGUCCUGGGCAAGGCCAAGCGAGCAGUGCAGCGGGGAGCCACUGCAGUCAUCUUCGAUGUGUCUGAAAACCCAGAAGCUAUCGACCAGCUAAACCAGGGCUCGGAAGACCCGCUCAAAAGGCCAGUGGUGUAUGUGAAGGGCGCAGACGCCAUCAAGCUGAUGAACAUCGUCAACAAGCAGAAAGUGGCUCGAGCAAGGAUCCAGCACCGUCCCCCUCGACAACCCACGGAAUACUUCGACAUGGGGAUUUUCCUGGCUUUCUUUGUCGUGGUCUCCUUGGUCUGCCUCAUCCUCCUUGUCAAAAUCAAGCUGAAACAGCGACGCAGUCAGAAUUCCAUGAACAGGCUGGCUGUGCAGGCUCUGGAGAAGAUGGAGACCAGAAAGUUCAACUCCAAGAACAAGGGGCGCCGGGAGGGGAGCUGUGGGGCCCUGGACACACUCAGCAGCAGCUCCACGUCCGACUGUGCCAUCUGCCUUGAGAAGUACAUCGACGGAGAGGAGCUGCGGGUUAUCCCCUGUGCUCACCGCUUUCACAGGAAGUGCGUUGACCCUUGGCUGCUGCAGCACCACACCUGCCCCCACUGUCGGCACAACAUCAUAGAACAAAAGGGAAACCCAGGCACCGUGUGCGUGGAAACCAGCAACCUCGCACGCAGCCGGCAGCAGAGGGUGAUCCUGCCGGUGCACUACCCCGGCCGCGUGCACAGGACCAACGCCGUCCCAGCCUACCCUACGAGGACGAGCAUGGACUCCCACGGGAACCCUGUCACCCUGCUGACCAUGGACCGGCAUGGGGAGCAGAGCCUCUACUCACCACAGACCCCCACCUACAUCCGAGGCUACCCACCCCUCCACCAGGACCAUACCCUGGCCCCUCACCGCUGUGGCCUGGAGCACCGGGCCUACUCACCAGCCCACCCUUUCCGCAGGCCCAAGUUCAGUGGCCGCAGCUUCUCCAAGGCAGCUUGCUUCUCCCAGUAUGAGACCAUGUACCAACACUACUACUUCCAGGGCCUCAGCUACCCCGAGCAGGAGGGUCAGGCCCCACCCAGCCUCGUUCCCAGGGGCCCGGCCCGUGCCUUUCCCCCAAGUGGCAGUAGCAGUCUGCUCUUCCCCACCUCGGUGCACAUGGCCCCACCCUCCCACCUGGAGAGUGGCAGCACGUCCAGCUUCAGCUGCUACCAUGGCCACCGUUCGGUGUGCAGUGGCUACCUGGCAGACUGCCCGGGCAGCGACAGCAGCAGCAGCAGCAGCUCCGGCCAGUGCCACUGCUCUUCCAGCGACUCGGUGGUGGACUGCACUGAGGUCAGCAACCAGGGCGUGUAUGGGAGCUGCUCCACCUUCCGCAGCUCCCUCAGCAGCGACUACGACCCCUUCAUCUACCGCAGCCGGAGCCCCUGUCGCACCAGUGACGUGGGGAGCUCGGGCGGCUCAGGCCGGGGGCCUGUCGUGCACCUCGAGGGCUCCCCGCCACCCGAGGAGCUCCCGGCAGCCCACAGUCAAGGUGCUGGGCGGGGAGAGCCUUGGCCGGGCCCUGCCUCUUCCUCGGGGGACCAGCUGUCCACCUGCAGCCUGGAGAUGAACUAUAGCAGCAACUCCUCCCUGGAGCACAGGGGGCCCAACAGCUCUACCUCAGACGUGGGGCUCGAGGCUUCUGGGGCCGCCCCAGACCUCAGGAGGACCUGGAAGGGGGGCCAUGAGGGGCCAUCAUGUGCCUGCUGCUGCGAGCCCCAGCCCUCCGCACUGGAGCCCAGCAUGGGAGCGGCCCAGGGCAGCACCUUGUUCCUGGGCCCUCCGCUCUGUGAGGGCUGCGGCCCCGCAGGCUUGGAGUCCCUGCCAGGGAGCUCCCAGGGCCUGUACCGCCUUCACCCAGACCAUUUGCCCAGGACAGAUGGGGUGAAAUAUGAGGGCCUGCCCUGCUGCUUCUAUGAAGAGAAGCAGGUGGCCCAUGGCGGCAGAGGGGGCGGCGGCUGCUACACUGAGGACUGCUCAGUGAGCGUGCAGUACACGCUUGCCCAGGAGUCCCCGCCCAGCUGCCACCCUGGGACCCGGGACUUGAGCCAGCGCAUCCCCAUCAUUCCGGAGGAUGUGGACUGUGACUUGGGCCUGCCCUCGGAUUGCCAAGGGACCCACAGCCUCAGCCCCUGGGGUGGGACGCUGGGCCCCGAUGCCCUAAAGCCCCACAGGGGCCUGGGAGGAGCCCAGGAAGAAGAGCGGGCCCUGUGCCGCCAGCCCAGGGCGCCACUGCUUCCUGGCUGCCCUCAGGAGGAGGCGGGGCCUGCCAGGGCCAGCUUCCACGGUGCCUCCCAGGACACUCAGGAGUCCAGUGCCACAGCCACUGAGGCUGCAGGACCGAGAUCUCGGCCAGCAGCCAGCGGGGGCACAGGAGCCUGAGCCCAGAAAGAACUCUGUGGAAACAGGAACUGUACAGAGACUCCAAACUCUGACUGCCUUCAGAAAAAAGAAAGAAAAAGAAAAAUUUUUUUAGCUUUGACAAACACACAAAAGUGGUAAUAAAGAGAGCCCUCCUUCUCAACCCAAAAUGUGAGCCCCCUGGGGCAACCCCCCAUCCCAUUAACAAACCAACAGACAAAAUUCUCUCUGAGUCUUUGCCUUUUUUGAUAACAUGUUAUUCUUCUGUUUUGUAAAGUGUGUAUGUGCUUGGGGUUCCGAGGUGUGUGGGAUUGAGUUCUCGGCUUUGUUUUUUAAGAUAUUAUAUGUAAAUGUAAAAAGUUAUUUAAAUAUAUAUUUUAAAGAACCCUAACUGCCAACUUUUGCUGAAAAAAAGAAAUCACUGCUGCAUUAAUUGAACCACAUCAUGUGUAGAUACUGUUGUCUCCCUGGAGGGAGCUCAGGCCUUUGAAAAGCUCAGGGCUACACCUGCCUUAGAAAAUGAACCAGAAACUUGAAGUAAAGCUAGUCGAUAUGGGUACAAACUCUGAGGAACAAUGCAAUGCUGCCUCUUUCUCAUGGCCGAUCCCAACGUACAAAAUUUCAGGUCUUCUCAGAAGCCAUGCUUCUCCAGCCCACACCUGUGGGCAGCUGACGGACACAGCUAGGAAUAGGGUAGGAGGCCUCCAGCACCGGGGAGCUGGGGACAAGCGAUUGCUUCGGAAGUCUCUGGGUGACAGGGACAGUUCUGCCCAGUGUCCUCAGUCUGGUCCCUGGAAUCGUCCUAAGGCAAAGGAGAGGGUUCCCAGUCAUGAUCGUGGGCUUCCUGCCACAGGCUGCAGAAGUGGUCCGAUGGGGUGGAUGGGGACAGACACUCAGGAGGAAUGCAGUUUGCAGCUUUGGUGUUGGAGGGACUGGGGGCCGAGGGCGCGCUGGAGCUGCUGCAUCCUCGAGCUGCCUUCCUGGGGGCACGUGGCCAGGACCCAUCGGGUCGGCACCGAGCUCCCUUUGAACGAUACAUUUCCGGUCCCAUUUCCCACGGAAGCACUGCUUCAGGGGUCUUCGGCGCUCCGCUCCCGCUGAAGUUGCUCAUCUCGCCCGCGCACGUCUACUAUCCCUUGUUCCUAAUGCACUAUUACGUGUUGAUUCUCCAUGAGACAGAGGGAGACUAUCAGAUAGUUUAGACCCAGAGGGCAAGUUUUUGUAUAUGUUUCCAGCCUUUGGUGGGGGUUUUUUUUUAUUUUUUGUUUUGUUUUUGAGAGAGGGAGAGUUUAAAAACCCAAACCAUUUUUUAAAGAUGUUUCCAUUGUAAAAGGGAGAAUCUAUUUAAAGGUAUUUCAGAUCAGGGAUUGCCAUCCUUUCUGUCCGAUGUAUUUCUUGUUCUCAAAGAAGAAACUAAACACAUUAGCCCCAUGUUUACUAACUCUUCCGGUCGUUUCUGUCCAUUCAGAUAAUGUGGCGCCACCUGAAAAGCUCCUCUUUGUGAAACAGGAGCCUUGGGAGCUGGUCCCCUGUAGGUGGCGAGAUAGAGACCGCCCCAGGUUGCCAGGAGACUGUACUCACUCUUCUCCAGUCAGGCUCCAGGGUAGUCAGCCCAGGGUCCAGACCGGAACUUUGUGAAUGAGACUCUCACUGUAUCGGAAUUCUUUUUUCUUAAAAAACCGCAGCCUGUGAUGAGGAAAUUGAGUCAACUCUAGCCAGGAUUUGACAGAAGGAAAUUCCAGUGUCAGAUGAUUGAGCCAUUUGCCAUUUAGGAACUCACCCACUCGCCAUUUGGUAAGAUUUGCCCUCCAGCCUCGAAGGCGCAGUCCCUGGGGGGUUGCUCCCCCAGGGCCCGUGCCCAGCACACCUGUUGGCGAGGGUGUGAGAAGCGCCUACGCUGUCGACAUGUGAUCUGGGCUGCCUUUAUUUCUCGGACCAGAUCUAAGUAGCAGCUGCUAAGGACGACAGCUUGCAUUACGUAGUUUUGGGGAAGGGGGGUCGGGGGUAUGGCUUUUAACAUGAACUGCAAAAAGUGGCUUCUCAUUGUUGAGAUUUUUUUUGUUUGUGGUUUUUGUUUGUUUUUAAUACCUUUGAUUGCAUAUUACCUUCCUUCCCUGAAACCAUCCCCCUGACGUAGCUUUCCUUAGCCCUACCUGGAAAACCACUCCUCAGCCGCCUUAAUGAAUCAAUGAGUAGAGAAUGUGGCUUCGACUGGGCUUAUUAAAAUGAAUGUGUCCAAUCUUCACUUGAAAGAGCAAUAACUACAGAUGGCAAAAGAAGCACAUUUUAAUAUUGGUAGUUUACAGGGUGAUAGCAACAGAAAAAUGAAAAGUCAAAACUUUAACCAUCAGCCACUGUCUUUAAUUUGUGGCUGACUGACUUAUCCGACAGGGAGGUCCCCAGGAUACAGUAAGCAACUCUACUAUCGCCUCACCAUUGAAAUCGAAAGAAACACCUUCUGUGGAGUUGUAAGACUGCAAGGAUGACACGUACCUUUUUUAGGGACCUCUCAGAGCUCUGUGGGGCUUAUAUAGCUGUGGAAACUGGGAGCAUCACAUUUUCCGUGGAGAAUCCCCACCCCCAGCCCAGAGUAGGACUAUUGGGUGUGGUUCACAGCCUAGCCCUCUCCGGGGACAGCAAGCAAACUAAAGAGCGCUCGAACCAGGUCACGUGGCGGGGAGGGGAAUUCUUCCUCUUUGGUACCUCUCUGGAGACACAGCCCCAGGAUGCUGGCUUUAACUCGGCCCCUUCCCCCGACCCCACCCCCACCCCCCUGCAACCCAGGCCCUUCUCUAAAGCCCCAUCUGGUGCCCCACUGCUCAGACGCUCCCUUUUGUGCUGCUAGUUUCUACUCAAGUUCGUGCAGGACGAAUGCUUUGAAAAGGAGGUCUAAAAAAUAAUUACUAAUCAAGAGUAUUAUUUUUUAAGCAGAACUGCCUUUUUCUAUUCUUUAUAUAAACUAUUGUGUUGGUCUAACAAGGCACUAUUUUAAAAUGUUUUUUAAAAUUUUCUCCCAGAGCACUUAAAAGAUAUUUUGUAAAGACUUUGCUGUAAAGAUUUUGUAAGAAAAUGGUCUAAGGGCUCCUUCUCCAACAUUACCAUUUAAAAAAAAAUGUUUUAAAGGCUAGAAAACAACUUAUGUAUAUUCUGUAUAUGUAUAGCAGCACAUUUCAUUUAUGGAAAUAUGUUCUCAGAAUAUUUAUUUACUAAUAUAUUUAUCUUAAGCCAUGUCUUAUGUUGAAAGUGUGACAUUGUUGGAAUAAUCAUUGAAAAUGACUAACAUGAGGCCCUGUAAAUACAUGAUAAUUGCACACAGAUUUUACAUUUUUGCCGACCAAAAAAAAAA
Messenger RNA from Phyllostomus discolor (pale spear-nosed bat), 6416 nucleotides. RefSeq names its product zinc and ring finger 3 (gene ZNRF3). NCBI's taxonomy places the organism in Eukaryota, Metazoa, Chordata, Mammalia, Chiroptera, Phyllostomidae. The transcript has 9 exons. The coding region runs from base 275 to 3091 and encodes 938 amino acids. Gene Ontology annotation, biological process: negative regulation of canonical Wnt signaling pathway; Wnt receptor catabolic process; ubiquitin-dependent protein catabolic process. Gene Ontology annotation, molecular function: frizzled binding; ubiquitin protein ligase activity. The record is from RefSeq and is a predicted model, not a curated record.